AGCAAAGUCACCGUCUCUCCCUCCAUCUCUGUCUCCGUUGAUAAAACCCUAAAAACGAAUCUUUUCUGCUGUCUAGCGAACCAGUUCGAUCUCUCCGUUCGAAAGUCAUCGUUGAUUGAUCCUCGUAGUGGGAAUUGAGCUGCUGAUUCGCCGCCUCGCCGUCCGGUGAAGUAGAAGAGAGAUGUCGGAGAAGUUUUCCGCGACGCUUCGGAUUGGAGAUCUCAACGAUUUCAUUGCGCCGUCUCAGUCCUGUAUCGUCUCUGUUAAGGGCCUCAAGUCCGCUCCGGCGAAGAAAACCGAUACGCCGCAGGUAUCAAUUGCCAACAAGCAAGUACGAGAGGAACCGGUAAAAAUUUCGCUCAAGGACUGCUUAGCAUGCAGUGGCUGUAUCACUUCAGCGGAGACUGUUAUGCUUGAGAAGCAAAGCUUGGACGAGUUCCUGUCUAAUAUUGACAAGGGAAAGGCUGUUAUUGUCUCGGUGUCUCCCCAAUCUCGAGCUUCACUUGCAGUUCAUUUUGGCAUCUCCCCUCUUCAGGUUUUAAGGAAGCUGACAACAUUUUUCAAGUCUAUGGGAGUGAAGGCAGUCUUUGAUACUAGUAGUAGCAAAGAUAUAACUCUUACAGAGUCUUGUAAAGAAUUUGUUAUGCGUUAUGAGCAAAGGGAACUAAAAGGUGGAGAAAAUGGCGAGCUUUCCCUUCCCAUGCUUGCUUCUGCAUGCCCAGGUUGGAUAUGCUAUGCUGAAAAAACACUUGGAUCUUUUGUUCUGCCCUAUAUUUCGACUGUAAAGAGUCCCCAGCAGGCCAUGGGAGCUAUUGUCAAAAAUCACCUGUGCCAGGAAGUGGGUCUCAGGCCAGAGGAGAUCUAUCAUGUGACUGUCAUGCCUUGCUAUGAUAAGAAGCUUGAGGCUGUUAGAGAUGACUUUGCUUAUGAAUUGGAAUCUCAAAACAAGGCCGAGGGGAAAGAGGUUCACCGAAUUAGUGAAGUAGAUUCUGUUUUGACUUCUGGAGAAGUUCUAGAUUUGAUACGGAUCAAAGCCACGAACUUUAAAGCUCUGGAAGAGUCACCACUGGACAAUCUGAUGACGAAUGUUAAUGAACAUGGAGAACUUUAUGGGGUCCGCGGGAGCUCGGGAGGUUACGCAGAGACAGUUUUUAGAUAUGCUGCCAAGGCACUGUUUGGAAGAGAUGUUGAAGGCCCUUUGGAUUUUAAAGUUAUAAGAAAUUCAGAUUUUCAGGAAGUAACCCUGGAGGUGAAGGGUGAAACCAAAUUGAAAUUUGCACUAUGUUAUGGCUUUCGGAACCUACAGAAUGUUGUCAGAAAAAUAAAGAGCAAGAAGUGUGAUUAUGAUUUUGUUGAAGUCAUGGCGUGUCCUUCAGGUUGCUUAAAUGGUGGAGGUCAAAUUAAGCCUGACCCAGAUCAAACGGCCAAGGAUUUGAUUCAGGCAUUGGAAGCUGUUUAUGCACAAGACGUUUUGGGAGCUGAUCCGUUUGAGAGUCCCCUUGUGAGAAAGAUGUAUAAUGAAUGGCUUGAGCAGCCUGGCUCAAAGAAAGCGAAGAAAUACAUGCACACAGAGUACCACCCGGUGGUCAAAAGUGUUACUUCGCAGUUGCAUAAUUGGUGAAUUGUUUGCGCCCAACGGAUGGAUAGGACCUCAACUAGGGAUUGCAGAUAUUCUUCAGCUCUCUCCGACACGACUCCUCCGAUAUCUUCAAUCUUCAUUGAUGGGACCUAGAGAGUCCCUCCAAUUUUGAUACGACAGGUAGUGAAUUGCUUGUUCUGCUCGUGUAUAGUUUUCUGUAUUUAUUCUCGAGAAUAAUUAAUGUUCCUCCAUGUAUAUUGAAUUUUUAAUUUUUCACAUCUCUAUACAGCAGGGAAGCACAAUUAAUAUCUGUUUGUUUGUUGCCAUACUUGAUCUUUAUGCCGAUUAUGUAUACACCUUUUACUGGUUGAGGCGAAUCCGCACCCUUGUAUAUAACCACUAAGGGGUGAUAAAAUAGAGCUCGCAGAAGAUUUUUUAA
Punica granatum (pomegranate) is the source of this 2018-nucleotide messenger RNA. NCBI's taxonomy places the organism in Eukaryota, Viridiplantae, Streptophyta, Magnoliopsida, Myrtales, Lythraceae. The record is from RefSeq and is a predicted model, not a curated record.